Messenger RNA from Ogataea philodendri, 819 nucleotides. RefSeq lists its product as uncharacterized. Gene Ontology annotation, cellular component: cytoplasm. The transcript has a single exon. The record is from RefSeq and is a predicted model, not a curated record. Gene Ontology annotation, molecular function: GTP binding; zinc ion binding; GTP cyclohydrolase I activity. Lineage: Eukaryota; Fungi; Ascomycota; Pichiomycetes; Pichiales; Pichiaceae. The coding region runs from base 1 to 819 and encodes 272 amino acids. Gene Ontology annotation, biological process: tetrahydrobiopterin biosynthetic process; tetrahydrofolate biosynthetic process.
AUGAGCGAUCACCACGAACUAAAGUCCAGUCAUCCUUCUUCGCCUCUUUCGAGGCCCGUGAGCGAUGAGCAGCGGUCCGCAGUUGCUCCACUGCACCCUCGUCCUGUGCGAGAGCCAUACUACAAGCGGUUGAGCACACCUCUGAAUACUAGAGCCGCUUCUCCGUACACUUUGAAUCCACCUAUAGACUCGGAUGGGCUUUCCUGGCCUUCGCUCGGUGCACGUGCCCGUAUUGAGGCCACUCCAGAGGAGGCCAAGGCCAGGGAAGACAGAAUAGCCGAUGCUGUCAAAACGAUUUUGACAGAGCUGGGUGAAGACGUUGAGCGUGAAGGACUGCUGGAGACUCCACAACGGUACGCCAGAGCCAUGCUUUUCUUCACCAAGGGAUAUGAGGAUAACAUCAAGGAUGUGAUCAAGCAUGCGGUUUUUGAAGAAGAUCACGACGAAAUGGUGAUUGUGAAAGACAUAGAUAUCUACUCACUGUGUGAGCAUCACUUGGUUCCAUUUUUUGGAAAAGUGCACAUUGGCUACAUCCCAAACAAGAAAGUUCUGGGUUUAAGCAAACUUGCAAGACUGGCAGAGAUGUACGCGAGACGGUUCCAGGUCCAAGAGAGACUGACGAAGCAGAUUGCGAUCGCAUUAAGCGAGAUUCUCCAGCCACGCGGAGUGGCAGUUGUCAUGGAAGCCACCCAUAUGUGUAUGGUGAGCCGCGGGGUGCAGAAAGCGGGCGCUGUUACCUCCACCAGUUGUAUGUUGGGAUGUUUCCGUGCCCAACAAAAGACCAGAGACGAAUUCCUUACAUUAUUGGGGAGAAGAUGA